GACAUCACCUGCUCUCAGCACCGAGUGAAGCCUCGUGGAGUGAGGUUCAUUCAUGCAAAUGGAGCGUCUCCAGGUGUGGGGAUUCUUUGGCCUCAUCGUCCUCAGCGCUGCCCAGAACACCACAUACAGCCCCAACCCUACACCUACCUAUCUGCUGCUCGCCCCCAAAGCCAUCUGUCCUGGAGUCCCAACAUCAGUGUCCAUCACCAUCCUGAUCACCUCGCCAGUCACUGUGUCUGCCCUCAUCAUUAAUGGCGGCCAGACUGUGGCCUCAGACUAUGCUACAGUUGAAGGAGGUUCAACCAAGCUGCUGACUUUGCCACCUAUCAAAGGGAGCGAGUACCCGUACACCCUGGAGGUCAAAGGUCACACAGGCAGUGCUGAAGUUUUCUUCAACUCAACAGAGCUGCAGUUCAUCCCGAGUGGCCCCUCCAUCAUCAUUCAAACAGACAAAAUGAACUAUCUGCCCGGGCAGCAGGUGAAGAUCAGAGUGGUGUCCAUUCGCCCAGAACACCACGGGAAACCCUUUGUGGGCCCUGUGGACAUUAUCAUCAGAGACCCGAGGGGCAACCUGCUCAGACAGUGGCUGUCUCUGGACAGUGUCCUCGGGGUUGUGUCCAAAGAGUUUCAGCUGUCAGAUAAUCCACCUCUGGGUAAAUGGACCAUUGAAGCUACUGUCGGUAAUGUUACAAGAGAGAAGUGUUUCAACGUGGCUCAUUAUGUGCUGCCAAAGUUUGAAGUUGUGAUAGAAGCUCCGUCUUUCAUUUUUCAUGAGGACACUCUGUUGGGCACCAUCACAGCAAAAUACAUGUAUGGCAAGCCUGUUCAUGGACACAUGAAUAUAACGUUCCUCCUGAACUCUUAUGAGGUUUAUAAUGAAAACAGAGAGAUCGAUGGCACCGCAGACUUCAUGUUUGACAUUCCCGACGACGACUACCACACAAUGAGUAAAAGAGCUCUAGAGAUGAUCCAUGACGAAUACAUGGUUGACGAGUGUCUAAUAAUUGUGGCUCAUGUGACUGAAUAUCUGACAGGUCUCACAUAUAACAGCACAGCAAAGGUGUCUUUGGCAAAACAGCGAUAUAAAAUUUCCUAUGAUGGCUAUCCCCAAAUAUUAAGACCUUCUUUGAACUUUGCUGCCUGGCUGAAAAUAUCUACAUACAACGAUCAGCCACUGUCACUGGAGGAUCAGCAAAAGACCGUUCAAGUGUCAGUGAUGCAGCGAAAGCAAAGGCAGUUGUUCUGGGAAAUGGACAAGGAGGAAGAAAUGUUGCCUAAUGCAUCAAACAUGUCAAACCUUUUUGGGAUGCUGCAUCCCCGUCCAGAGAUGCUCUCUGAAGAAAUGGAGUUUCCUGUCCCUGCAGACGGGGUUAUACCCCUCAACAUCAAGGUCAUGGAUGAUACAGAAAUGCUCACAAUUGAUGCUUAUUUUGAGGACAGCCAUAACACUCUACAACUCUAUGUAGGCUACACAUCCCCCAGUAACUCAUACCUGCAGAUCCAGAAACCCUCUAUACCUCCAGAGAUUGGUUCACCCCUCCAGCUGCACGUUGAGCGGAAUUUUCCAAUGACUGAGAUCCACUACAUAGUGAAGUCCAGAGGUCAGGUGGUUUCUGCUGGGAAAAGCUCUGCUGAUCUAACUCUGGUCCCAGAAAUCACCUGGGCUCCUCUGGCCUGCAUUGUUGUCUACUGUGUGGAUCCUAGUGGCGAGAUUGUCAACGAUGUGAUGCAGCUACCCAUUCCCCUAGCUUUACAAAACCAGGUGUCUCUGAGCUGGAGCGACACUAUGUUGAUGCCAGGUGGCGAUGUCAAACUUAGGCUCAAGGUAGCGGAGCCCGGCUCUCUGGUUUGGAUCUUGGUGGUCGACAAGGCGACAAAGUGGAAAGGAUCAUACAAUGACAUCACCAAGGAGAGGGUGCUGAAGGAGCUUAAGAAGCACGGUGUUUCCAAGGCCGACGCCUACUCUGACAUGAUGAUAACGGGCGAUCCAUACUCUGUCUUCAAGACAUGUGAUCUUGUGGCAUUGACUGAUGCCAACUUAAACAUGAUGGAGCAUCCAAAGCCAGCAAUGGAGGAAGAAUAUGUCUUGCUCCAGACAGAGAGUUCACAUAUGGACCAACAACCACAGCCACGAGAGCGCUGGAACUUUCCAGAGACCUGGAUAUGGACCGACAUCAACACAGGUUAUUCAGACUCAGAAGAAAUAAGUCUGACUGUACCAGACAGCAUCACAACUUGGACAGCCACCGCCUUUGUUAUGUCUGAGAACCUGGGCCUGGGCAUCGUAGAGAAGCCUGCAGAGCUUACGGUGUUCCAGAAUUUCUUCCUGUCCUUGAAUCUGCCGGCCUACAUCGUCCGAGGAGAGGAGCUGCUGCUGGAGGUCAUUCUGUUCAACUACCUCCCGCAGGACCUGGAGGUCAUGGUCAUUGUUAAAGACAGUGACACCUUUGAGUUUGUCUUCCCGGACAAUGAGGAGCUCUCCACGCCCAGUGUUCGUUAUGUGUCUGUGGAGAGCCAGGGCGGAGCGUCAGUCCUUGUUCCCAUCAGGCCGCUGGUCCUCGGAGAGAUCACCAUCUCUGUUAAAGCCAUUUCAUCUGACCACACAUCAGACCACGUGAGCAGGACGGUGCUCGUCAAGGCCGAAGGACUCGAGCAGUGGUUUUCUGCCUCGCUGCUGUUUGAGGUUUCUCCAUCACAGUGGAGACUUUCCAGAGAAGUCUCAUUCACCUACCCGCCAGAUGUUGUGGAGGGCAGCGAGAGAGCGUCAGUGACUGCCAUCGGUGACAUCAUUGGUCCGUCCAUCCAAGGCCUGGGCUCUCUGAUCCGGAUGCCUUACGGAUGCGGGGAACAGAACAUGAUCAACUUUGCACCAAACAUCUACGUCCUCCAGUAUCUGAUUGUCGUGGGAGAGGCGGACCAGGCAACCACAGACAAAGCCACAGAGAAUAUGAGGGAAGGUUUCGAGCGAGAGAUGUCCUAUCAGAGAGAAAACGGCUCCUUUAGUGCCUUCGGAGACCGAGACUCAUCUGGAAGCACCUGGCUCACUGCGUUCGUGCUGAGGUGUUUCCUGCAGGCGCGGCAGUUCAUCAACAUUGAUGACCACGUGCUGCAGAGAGCGGCAGCCUGGUUAGGAGCCCAGCAGGAAGCUGAUGGGAAACUGAUGGAGCCAGGUCGGGUCAUCCACACCGAGCUCCAAGGAGGUCUGAACGGACCCGUCUCCCUCACUGCCUACGUCCUCAUCGCCCUGCUGGAAGACAGUGACAUCAAGGAUCAGUAUGGCAGCCAGGUGUCUGAAGCCCUGAUGUUCCUUGAAACUCGUCUGGCUAUCGGUGUCUCCAGUAACUACAGCCUCAGUCUGCUCACCUACGCUCUGGCUCUAGCCGGCAGCUCCAACGCUGACAAGGCACUCGGAGAGCUGAUGGGACGAGCUGAGAUGAGCGAUGGCCUGCCAAUGUGGUCCUCCCCCGACAAUGGCCUGUCGUCAUCGUGGCAGCCUCGCUCUGCAGACAUUGAGAUUGUGGCCUAUGUGCUGCUCGCUCAGUACAAACUGGGUUACAUUGCAGAGGGCCUCAACCUCAUGAAGUGGCUCAGCAAACAGCGGAAUUCCUAUGGAGGAUACGGGAGCACUCAGGACACCAUCGUGGCUCUGCAGGCCUUGGCCUUGUUCGCAGCUCAUGGCGGGUCUCAUGACAUUGACCUCAGCAUCAGAGUGGACACCCACAACGGGACCAGUGCUGCCCACUUCUACAUCAACCAGGUCAACUACCUGGUCCUCCAGAGCCAGCCGAUUGAACCAGAGAGGGAGCUGAACCUCCAGGUGACUGCAGAAGGUCGAGGACUCGCCCUGUUUCAGCUGAACGUGUUUUACAACAUCAGGAAUGAGUGGCCAAUGAGAAAGAGGCGAUACGCCACCGAACACGAGGCGUUUCAUCUAUACAUCGAGCUGUUUGACACAGAAAUAAACUCAGCACAUCUGUACAUCUGCAGCAGUUUGUCAGAGGCUCUGGGUCUGAAUGCGACGGGCAUGGCCAUCAUGGAGGUGGGUCUGCUGAGCGGCUUCAGCUUGCUGCCGGACGUCGACCUGACUGACAAGGUCAUAAAGAAAGUGGAGACCGAGCCAGGAAAAGUCAUCCUGUACCUGGAUUCUGUGACGACAGAAAUGAUGUGUGCACUGAUCCCUCUGGUGGUGGAGUAUAAAGUCAGCAAAGUCAAGGAGGCAGCUGUUUGUCUCACCGAUUAUUAUGAGCCAAGACGGAAGACGGUGAGGAUUUAUAAAUCAGAGUGGAGGGGCACGAUGUCCGCCUGCUUGUACUGUGGUGACGACUGCAGCAAAUGCAAACCAGACGAUCAUCAUGGCACCAGCGUCAUGACAAACAGCAGCCAAACCAUCCAGGUGAUCAGUUUAACACCUGCUCUGCUCCUCCUCUUCCUCAUCACCGUCUUCGGCAUGUAAUGUAUGUCCAACAAAUAUCUCUUCAGCUUUUUAGAUGGAUUUAACUAUUUGUUGUAUUUUUUAAAUGCAUUGACUAUAGUCCCUGGGAAACAUCAUAUAAAUGGUGUUUAACCUUCGUCAACUAACAUGUUUAUAUUUUGGGUUGGAUACUAUGUUGUUGCUGUAGUCUGACAAGAAGUUUGAAUGAGAAUCUGUUUGUGGUGGUAGCUGACGUGGGUUGGGGUAAUCGGUUUGUGCGAGUUAGACCUAGCACUGCUGCUA
Molecule: messenger RNA, 4714 nt
Organism: Plectropomus leopardus (leopard coralgrouper)
Lineage: Eukaryota; Metazoa; Chordata; Actinopteri; Perciformes; Serranidae
Source: RefSeq, a predicted model, not a curated record